Molecule: messenger RNA, 7434 nt
Organism: Plutella xylostella (diamondback moth)
Lineage: Eukaryota; Metazoa; Arthropoda; Insecta; Lepidoptera; Plutellidae
Source: RefSeq, a predicted model, not a curated record
CUUUGUACAGGCUACAGCCUUUUCACAUACCUAGAGUUAUGUUGUCUUACGCAGCAGUUUACUUAACCUAGAUCUUACAUAGUUAGAUCAGUCGUCACUUACAACUGAACCAUUACAGUCCAUCUUUCUGUAAUACUUAUUUAAUAUAUUUUGUGAACUAAACUCCUCACUGACUUUACUGAUUGGAGUCGACGGGUACCUCGCAUCGGCCCCUACAUGUUUAUGGUCCUUCGAACCUAAGUGAUUAGUGAAGUGCAUCUGUGACGGUAGCGAAUCGGUAUUCUCGGCCUUCCACCAGCGGACCUCCCCGAGAGUAUUGAGACAAGGAAAAUCGCACAUACCUGAACGUGUUUGUACCAGCUAAUCUUAACUGACACGAAAACAAAUCGUGUAGACGACCAACCAGCAAAACUAACUACUUACCAGCAAAACUAACUACUUAUCAAGAAAACUAACUACUUAUCAAGAAAACGAACUACUUAUCAAGAAAACUAACUACUUAUCAAGAAAACUAACUACUUACCAAGAAAACUAACUUCGACAUUCAACACAAUGAAUACCGAAGCACUGAUCAAGCGUCAAGAGGACUGCUUUGAUAGCAUCAAAAGGAUAUGUGUUAAUUUCGGCAAGGACGCUCCUGAAAGAAAAACACUGGAGUAUCUUAAGAAGAGAAUCGAAGCUCUCGAUACGCACUGGCAACAAUUUGCAGAAACUGACAAGUUACUGAACGCGGGUGAGGAGAAAAACUUAUCUUAUUUUACUAGCAACGUGUUUGUGAAAGCUCAGGAGAAAUAUCUUAGAGCUAAAAGUCAGAUGGUGGCUUUACAAGCGCAGUGGGUAGCUGAACUAAUGAAGAUUCAACCACAACCGACUGCUGGAACGUCUAAGGAAGAGAGAGGAGAGUCAGCCGGGACGUUCGGCGUAGUGCAAGACAUAUUUGGAGGGAUAAAUACUGAUUUAACUGACAGGAAGAGCGUCUUGUUACAACAACAACAAGGUAAUUUCAAAGCUUUUCAACGUGCCGCUACCAAGGUCAACAUCGACACCAUCGAGGAAAAAUGGGACCUGGAAGAUCGGUUAAAUAUUCUCAAGACUAAAUGGAAUGCUAUUGACAAAAUUCAUUGGGAAUUGGACAACUGGCUCAACGGAUCUAACGAAUUAUAUGAGCAGGAGUAUAACAGGUUAGAGAAUCUCUAUGAAGAAUUACGCAAGGUCAUCAACAAGAAGAUGUGGGCCAACUUACACUACGAGAAGUCUACGCCGAGAGUAGAAAUCCCGGAAUUCUCUGGCGAGUACGCUCAGUGGGUUUCAUUUAAAGAUAUCUUCAUGGAAACGAUUCAUAACAACCCCCUUAUCAGUAAAACACAGAAAAUGCAGCAUUUGAAGACAAAACUUAGGGGUGAAGCUGAGAAACUGGUGCAGCAUUUAACUGUGUCAGCAGAUAAUUACGAGUGCUGUUGGGAAAUUAUUCAAAACCGGUUUGACAAUAAGAGACUGCUAUUUUCAUCAUACAUCAAUACUCUGUUAAACCAACCUAUUGUCCAGCAACCGAAUGCGUAUCAAAUAAAGAGGAUGCAUGAUACGACAUUAGAAGCCUUGAACGCGCUAAAGAACAUUGGAUUGGAUACUUCGACUUGGGACCCGAUAGUGGUUCACCUCUUGUCACAGAAGCUGGAUGCAGCCACUUACAAUGACUACGUGCAAGGCUUACAAAAACCGAGAGAGUUUCCAGUGCUAAAGGAGUUACUAAACUUUCUAGAAUCCAAAUUCAUGGCCUUAGAAACCGUCAAAACUAAUCACCCAGCGGUGAAAAGUUAUUACAAGAAUAACGAGGUCAAGGCGCCGAACUUCAAGAACGCGGAAAAAGGCAGCAAAUCAUUCCAUGUUUCUAUGAAAAACUGUCCACUAUGCAAGAAAGAUCACGUCCUCAUGAAUUGUCCAACAUUCUUAAGCACGAACGUGCCUAACAGAAUUGCAACUGUCACGAAAUUACGAGUGUGCAGAAAUUGUUUAUUCGACCAUUACGGUAAACAAUGCGAUUCUAAUAAAAAAUGCAAAGUGUGUAACAAAUCGCACCACACAUUUUUGCACGAAACUAACUUCAAAGGACAAUCAACAUCAACCCCUUCGUGGUCACCCCAGAAAAAUACUAACCUUGUUAAAAAAGAGGAAGAAGAAGUUUUACUUACCACCGUGAAAAUUAUGGUUAAAAAUACUGAUGGGAACUAUAUAGUAUUACGAGCUUUACUGGAUCAGGGAUCUCAAGUGUCACUGAUCACUGAGAACGCGGCGCAGCGACUCAGACUGGCGAGGCAAAAGGGAAACGCAGUCGUAUCAGGAGUUGGAUCAGCAAUGGGCAGCAGCAAAGGCUUACUGACACUGGAGUGUAAAUCAAUACAUUCAGAUUAUAAAUUUAUUAUAAAGGUGCUCAUAAUGAACAAACUGAUUAAUAACUUACCCAAUACUAAACUAACCACGUCAAACUGGACGCACCUAGACAAUAUUAAACUGGCUGACCCCGAUUACUUCACUCCUGGCCCAAUUGAUCUAUUGCUCGGAGCGGAUAUUUACUCCGAGAUUAUACUGGAGGGAGUGCUGAAGCAGGAUUCAAACUCUCCCGUCGCGCAGCAGACCAAGUUGGGCUGGAUUCUAUGCGGAAACACCAAAACAUUCAAGUGCUUUGUAACCCUCAAUGAGAUAGAGGAGUUAACUAGAUUCUGGGAAUCAGAGGAAAUAACAAAGGACACCGAGCUCACAGAUUCUGAAGCGUACUGUGAAAAGUAUUACGCGGAAACAACUGAACGGCAAGAAGAUGGCAGGUACAUCGUUAAGAUGCCUCUCAAGGAAGAUAUAGCCUCCAAACUGGGAAGCUCAAAACCUCAGGCUAUCUGUCAAUUUCACCAGCUAGAGAAACGAAUGGCAAGGUGCGAUAAAUUGGCAAGUCGGUACAAACAAUUCAUCGAAGAAUACAUUGAACUGGGUCACAUGAAACCGGCGGUCAAUCAACCGAAUACUAUGACACUGCAAGUUUACCUACCUCACCACGGUGUAAUAAAGGAAUCGUCAACGUCAACAAAACUACGAGUUGUAUUCAAUGCGUCUAUGAAAACUAGCAGCAAGUACAGUUUGAAUGACGAAGAUGUAUUUGUUUUCAAUUGGCAAUUACCUCAGCAAAAGUCAAGGCUCACUAAACGAGUACUACUGUCAAACAUCAGCAAAAUCUACGAUCCGCUAGGAUGGUUAUCACCUAUGACCGUCAAAGCAAAACUAAUCUUCCAAAAACUUUGGUUAGAUAGACUGAACUGGGAUGAAAACGUUUCCGAAAGCUCGUCGAAAGAGUGGGAACUGAUAAGAAGCGAAAUAAUAAACAUAAAUGAUGUAACAAUACCGAGGUGGAUCAGCUGUUAUAACAAUGUGACCGAGUUGCAUGGAUUUUGCGACGCAAGCGAAAAGGCGUUCGCCUGCGUCAUAUACAGUAAAGCGACGAAUGAUACCGGAGAAGUCGUUAUUACACUAAUGACAGCAAAAACUAAAGUUGCGCCUACGAAAAAGAAAACUACAUUACCGAGAUUAGAGCUUUGUGGUGCGCAAUUACUGGCUAAACUGAUGAACAAAUGUCAGAUGGCAUUAACUGACCUUCAACUGGAAACCUACUGCUGGACUGACUCACAAGUGGUCUUAGCGUGGCUUCAGGGAGAUAAAACAAGAUGGGAUAGAUAUGUUGCUAACCGAAGCAUACUGAUAACUAACUUAGUACCGGCAUCAAAGUGGAGUUAUGUGAAUACUAAAGAAAACCCUGCUGACUGUGCAACUCGCGGUUUAUCACCGAAACAGCUAGUUGAAGAAAAAAUCUGGUGGAAUGGUCCACAGUGGCUGAAAAAAUGGAGUCCAGACAACUUAAAGACCGAUGAAUCAUACUCAACUGAUCAUGACCUACGACAAACUUGCACUGUGACAAAAGGUGCAGACACCGCAGCUACAAGCGCCGGCGAGUGCAUAGUGAUGACGUUGCUAAACAACAAUAGUCGGCUCGAAUAUGUAACACGAGUAAUUGCUUAUUUAUUACGUUGGGAGAAGCAAUUAACUAAUGACUCUUACAAUAAAUACUUAUCUAUAUCGGAACUGAACUACGCAACUGAAGUAAUUAUCAGAGCUGUACAGCGAGACGCGUUCGCAGAAGAUAUCGAGAUGAUCUUGAAAACUGGAUUGGUGCACUCCAAGAGUAAAUUAUUAAACUUAUCCCCAUUUUUGGAUAAAAAUGGUGUACUGAGAGUGGGUGGAAGAUUGCAGUUUUCCGCCUUACCUAGCGAAACUAAACAUCCCAUGAUAUUGCCACAUGGCGGGAGAUUAACCGAGCUAGUUAUACAGCAAGCUCAUGAACUGACUCUUCAUGGAGGGGCACGCUUAACAUUGGCACAGACGCGACAACGCUAUUGGAUUGUUGGAGGAAAUAGAGCUGUCAAGAAAAUAAUUCGAUUGUGCAUGAAGUGCCGGCGAUACGCGGCUUCGAAGACUGACCAAAUAAUGGGAAAUUUACCUACUGAACGAAUAACCCCGUCGCGCCCGUUUACGAACACUGGUGUCGACUUCACAGGACACGUCGAUGUUAAAAUUAACAAGGGACGAGGGGUCAGAACAUGCAAAGGAUAUAUAGCGAUAUUUAUUUGCAUGUCUACUAAAGCGGUGCACAUAGAACUGGUGUCUGAUUUAACAACACAGUCAUUUAUUAUGGCCUUGAAGAGACUAUGCGCAAGAAGAGGAGUGGUGAAAUCGAUGUUUUCAGACAACGGGAAAAAUUUUGUCGGUGCAGCAAAAGAAUUACAAAGAGAAUUUCAACAGUUUGAAACACUGAUGUCACCAGAAUUUUUCAAAGAAGUGAACAAACUAGGCAUUAACUGGCACUUUAAUGCGCCAUUAUGGCCAAGUGCAGGCGGACUAUGGGAAGCGGCAGUGAAGUCGAUGAAGUUUCACCUGAAAAGAGUUCUCGGGGAGCAGAAAUUGACUUAUGAGGAAUUCACGACCUUGUUACACCAGAUUGAGGCGUGUAUGAACAGUAGGCCUCUUUGCCCCAUAACCGAAGAUCCGGAAGACCUGGAAUACCUUACUCCAGGCCACUUUCUCACUGGUGGUCCAAUAAUGUCAUUGCCACAGGAAGAACUUACCGAUGGAAAACAUUUGGAUCUAAGGAAUAGAUGGAAGUAUGUAGAACUGAUGCAUCAGCAUUUUUGGAAGCGAUGGUCCAGUGAGUAUCUUCAUCAACUUCAGACCAAAAGUAAAUGGUUGACGCGAAAAGAAGAUCUAGAAAAAGGAGAUCUUGUCUUGGUGAAGGAGAAAGGCUUACCUCCAGGCAAAUGGGCACUGGGAAGAAUAACUGAAGUUCAUCCAGGAGCUGACGGAUGUGUUAGAGUUGUCACACUGAAGACUCAAAAUAACACUGUCAAGCGCCCAAUAACUAAACUGACUCCAUUGCCAAUGAAAACUGACAAUAACUUACCAACUGAAAAGGAUCAACAUAAAUCAAAAGAGACAGAUACUGCUAACAAACUGAAGCCUAGAACCAAAAGGAGCAGACUGUGCAACUUUAUAACAACACUUAUGCUAAUACUUAUGAUAUUCCCGACGGGUAAUGCACAAACAUCAGCGAAAUACCAAGUUACGCCAUUUGAAGCUAAUCGACCAAUGUACUUUGAUGAAAUAGCCAAGGUUCAAGUCAUACACGACGAAUGGAUUGUACUGGUGUACUACAACUUAACAAAUUACUGGCAAACUACGGAAAAGGUUCAGCGGUUUGUCGAUCACUUAAGCAAGCAGUGUGGAAGAUUAGAAGUCGGGUACUGUAGUCAAGUGACAGAUCAUUUGCAACAUGAAAUAAAAAUGAUAUCAGAAAACAACAUGAUGUUAUUAACUGACCACUCAUCAAGAAAGAAACGAGGCUACAUAAACGGCGUAGGAAGUCUCGCACGAACCUUAUUUGGCGUACUAGAUCAAAACUUUGCCGAUAAGUACGCAGAAGACAUACAAAAGCUGCAAAUGAACGAUGACUACCAAGUAGAAUUGAUGAGGAAUCAAACACUUAUAAUUGAAGCGGAGAAUUCACUUAUCAAGAGCCAUGAGAAGUUUAUCAACAGCCAAUUCCAAACCAUCAAUAAAUACAUAAAUGAAACUGAAUCGGAUUUUUCAAAGAUUGAAAACCGAUUACUUCAACUAGCAGUAAUGAAUGAGUUAAAUGCUGAAUCACUGACGGCGAACUUAUUAAUAGCAGACUUGAAACAACAGCAAGAAAUGCUUACCAACGCACUUACUGACGUACUCCGAGGACACUUGGAUAUGAGACUGUUUACACCCAGUCAGCUGAUUGAUCAACUGAGUCAUAUUUCAUCCACAUUACAGAAAAGACUCUCCUUUCCGGUCAAAGACCUACGGAAAGACAUAAACAACCUUUACAAGUUGAUCUACGUCAAAACGAGAAUAACAAACUACAUGCUAUUUGAACUGCACAUACCACUAAUAAGCGAUGACGAAUAUGUCUUAUAUCGCACUAUACCGGUACCAAUGAAAAUUGGACAGAGUCAACUAACGAUAAGGCGGUCCAUGGAUUACAUCGCUACUAAUUUUGUGAAAAACACUUACAUAGCCAUGGAUGAAUUAGAAGUGCAGCAAUGUAUAACAACAGACGAUAACAAUAUAUUAUGUCACGCGCGGCACCCAAUAUACAACUUAUACAAUAAAGCGGCUCCGUGCGAAGCUAAAUUGUUAAGUCAGGGAAAUGCCUUACAAUGCAACUACACUCAAGACACAUGUUCGGAAAAAUGGAUCAAAUUGCACAAACCGAAUCACUGGAUAUUUGUUUGUUGUGAUUCAUAUUUACUACGCAUAAUGUGCGGGGGUCAGGUGAAAACCAGUACAACAUUGAAUAACACCGGAAUGAUUGUGAUUGGACAGGAUUGCGUAAUGCAGAAGGAGGAUGAAAUUAUUUACGCAUACAACACCUAUGGAAACAAUAGAGUGGAUGUAGAUACCGGGAUACAAGUUCCUACUAUAGACUCUACUAACAACCUGGUCACCGUCAAUUUGAAGCAUGUGGAUAAAAACUUACAAAUACUAAAUUUGACUGAGAAUCAUCGUGAACUUGAGGAGCGAAUUCUAGAGCAGAAGCAGCACGAGGUGACAUUGAACUCGAUAUCCGUGCAUGAGAUAGGCAACUACGCGGUGUCGUCAAUACUACUGGUGAUAGCAGCCACAGCCGGAUGCUGGUGGUGGAUGCGAGCGCGCUGCGGCAGGAGGCCGGCGGCGGCGCGGGUCGACACACUCACUCCAACCAAGGAAUGGAGUUACAGGAGAUUAUGCACCAGAGAGCUAUUCCUAUUGAGUCGCAGAAGCAAGCGAACUCAAAAGGAUUUAAUUUUGAUUUUUAGUUUUGAUUAUUUUACUUAA